Rhagoletis zephyria (snowberry fruit fly) is the source of this 366-nucleotide messenger RNA. Its product is annotated as sodium-coupled monocarboxylate transporter 1-like. Gene Ontology annotation, cellular component: membrane. Gene Ontology annotation, molecular function: symporter activity. Gene Ontology annotation, biological process: sodium ion transport; transmembrane transport. Lineage: Eukaryota; Metazoa; Arthropoda; Insecta; Diptera; Tephritidae. The record is from RefSeq and is a predicted model, not a curated record.
AUGUCCCUCAUUGCCAGCUUCAUGUCCACCAAUACGUUGUUGGGCGUGCCGGCAGAGGUGUUUCAAAUUGGGACGCAGUUUGCCCUGCAGACGAUCUCCAUUUGCCUGGUCAUAGUGGUCACGGCGGAGGUCUUCAUGCCUGUCUACUUCAACCUGGGCAUUACCAGUGUGAAUGAGUACCUUCAACGACGUUUCAACUCGGAUCGGGUGAAGACGGCUGGAGCCGUUGGCUUCCUCCUCGCCACAAUGCCCUACAUGGCCGUGGUUCUCUACGGGCCGGCCAUUGCGCUGAGCAGCGUCAUUCGCAUCUCCAUUCCAAUGUCCAUUCUGGUGGUCGGCGUCAUUGUCACCUUCUACACUUCCAUU